ACGGGAAGAUAAAUGUUUGUAGUUCGUCCAAGCGGUUGCCAGUCCGCUGCAGGAUCGCGGCUUAGAAUGUUAGCAAAUAAAUAGAACUGCCCAGCUCGUUAAGAAUUUAGAUGCGCUCUAACUUGUGAGCAACUAGGAACUCUGAUACUGAAUGAUAAUGCUGCUUCUAACGCUUUCAUUUAUACUGUUCCAAAUCUUAGCAGUACUUUGUACUGCGGAUAUUGAAAUUACCAGAACAUGUGAACCGAUUCGAACUGAUCUUUGCAAAGAUACUGGAUAUAAUGUCACUGGAAUGCCGAACUUUGCAGGACACGAAUUGCAACAAGACGCUCAAUCACAGCUUGAGACGUUUACACCUUUGAUCCAGUAUGGAUGUUCGUCGAGACUUAGAUUUUUCCUGUGUUCGGUAUAUGUUCCAAUGUGUACCGAGAAAGUAGCGCAACCCAUCGGACCAUGUAGACCCCUAUGUGAAUCUGUGCAAGAACUCUGUGAACCAGUGCUUCUUGAAUUUGGAUUUCAGUGGCCUCCAGUUCUUAAUUGUAGUCAGUUUCCUCCAACAAACAACGAGAAGCAUAUGUGUAUGGAAGGUCCUGAGCAUGAGGAACGGAAACAUAUUCCUUUUCGUGAUAGAAAUCCCAUACGACCAGGGAUUCAAAAAGGAACUGGGAACUCUGUUAGCCAUCCCAGAUCUCAACACAAUGUAGCCUCUAUCCGCAGCUUAAGUCGCAAUAUGUGUAAACACUUACGUUCUUCUGACAGAUAUUAUUACAUCAACAGCACACGACGUUGUGCGCCUGCUUGUCACGCCGAUAUUCUUUAUUCGAAAGAAAAUAAGGAAUUUGCAAAAAUCUGGGUCGCUAUUUGGUCCUGCAUGUGCUUCAUAUCUACUUUGUUCACGAUAGUUAAAUUUUUCACAGACAGUGCUCAAUUUAGGUAUCCAGAAAGAAUAAUCGUCAUUCUUAGUUGGUGCUAUUUCAUCUAUAGUAUUGCUUUCUUCAUCCGUCUUAUCGGUGGAAGGGAUGAUAUGGCAUGUCACCAUGAUACGUAUUAUGGUGAGCCUCUUCUCAUACUAGGCGGUCUUGACAACAUAAACUGCACAGUUGUUUUCACCUUGUUGUAUUUCUUUGGAAUGGCAAGCUCCAUAUGGUGGGUUAUCCUCACUCUUUGUUGGUUUUUGACUGCUGGACUUAGAUGGAGUACAGAAAUACUGGAACGCUUCGGUACAUACUUCCAUCUUUUGGCAUGGAUUUUACCAGCGAUAAAAACAAUCUCCAUAUUAGUAUUGCGUGAUGUUGAUGCAGAUGAACUUACUGGUACCUGUUACGUUGGUAACCACAAUCGUCAAGCUAUGCUGCGAUUUGUGAUAGUGCCAUCCUUCACUUAUUUGGCUGUAGGGAUUAUAUUCCUAACAGCUUGUGGUUCUGCUAUUUUCAAGAACAAAAAUCUACGAACUAAAAUCAGAACCAUAGAAGAAAAAUGGGAAGUUCUUAUGGUUCGCGUAGGUAUAUUUGCGAUUUUAUACACUGUUCCUACAACCUGUGUGCUUAUUGUUAACUUUUACGAAUUUACCACUAAAGAUCAAUGGGAAUCAGCUACUUCAAUUUAUAGACCUAACGUUGAAAUUUUCACCCUCAAGAUAUUCAUGUCCCUAGUUGUAGGCAUAACAACAGGAGUGUGGUUGUACACAUCAAAAACUAAGCAGGAAAAUUUGCAAAGCAAAUUUUGUUCCCAGCACCAAGAAGUUUCAAUCUACAAAUCGCCAAAUCAUGUACUUCUAUUAAAUGGUUUGCAACACAAAAUGACAAUUGUUUAGAUAAUAGUCACAGUUGUGAAUGUGUUCGGGUAAAUUCCCGGUGCUUUUCGUGCUAUACUAACAAGAUAGUAAGACAUUAACAGAAGCGUGAUGUACCUUUUUCCUAAAAACCUUUGAAAUGAAAGUUUUGUCUGCAACUAGUGUCCAUUAAAACUGUGACUUUCAUGUCAUCUGUUCUCAAGCAUAUUUAUAUUCCAUGCAGAGUUAACUGUUUUUCAGAACUUUAUCAUAAAACAAUUUCAUCUGAAUGAAUGAACUUUUGAAUUGAAUGAACUGUUUUUUCAUGAAGUGUAAAUAUAUUUCUUGUUGAAGUCAUAUUUGUUUAUAGUAUGUAAUAUAGCUUUAUUUUUUA
Messenger RNA from Stegodyphus dumicola, 2165 nucleotides. RefSeq names its product frizzled-4-like. Gene Ontology annotation, cellular component: membrane. Lineage: Eukaryota; Metazoa; Arthropoda; Arachnida; Araneae; Eresidae. Gene Ontology annotation, biological process: non-canonical Wnt signaling pathway; canonical Wnt signaling pathway. The record is from RefSeq and is a predicted model, not a curated record. Gene Ontology annotation, molecular function: transmembrane signaling receptor activity; Wnt-protein binding.